AUGGCUAGGAAGCGAAAGGCUGAUGGAGUAGACGAGAAAAAUUCUGAUGAAGGAAACUUGGCUUGGGAUGAGGUGGUGAAGGAUGCAGCUGCCGUUGCAACACUUAGUGGAGCCUCGCGAUCCCGGAAGAGAUUCGUGGGGGUACGACAAAGGCCAUCGGGCAGAUGGGUGGCUGAAAUAAAGGAUACUAUACAGAAGAUAAGAAUGUGGUUAGGCACUUUCGAUACUGCUGAGGAAGCAGCCAGAGCCUAUGAUGAGGCUGCUUGCUUGCUUCGCGGUGUCAAUACUCGCACAAACUUCUGGCCUUGUCAUCCAUCAUCUUCUUUGUCUCCAGCCCUACCUUCGAAGAUUACUAACCUUCUCCUCCAUAGGCUUAAAGCAAGAAAUGAAUCUUUAACUGCUUCAUCCACUUCUUCUGUGCCCAUCAACCAACAGCAGAAGCAAGAAGGAGAAUUUAGAGAUGAAGUAGCUGACUUUUCAGAUUCCCAAUUCACUGAUUUCUUCAAUGAUCCCGAGGAUUGUACCACUGACAACAAUCCAAUCCCCAAUACUGAUGGGAGUAAUAGUGAUUACAAGGUCAAAACUUUUGAAUCAUGCUUAGCUGAAAAAGAAAAUUAUAGGGUGAGAGAAUUGGAUUUGGACUACAGUUGGAGUGAUGUUAUUCAGUCUUCCAAUGCUGAUAGUAACAUUGUAGGGGAAAUAGAAGAAGAUGGGAAGGAAGACACUAAUCUAGGGGCUGUGGAUUUCCAAGUUGGAUCAUGGAACUGUUCUCCGUUUGAGAUUGCUCAAGAUAUCACAGAGCCUGUCGAGCAGGAGGAUUAUUCACACGAGCCAUCUAUGCUCAGAGAGGCCAUGAAGACGAUGAACUAUGAAAGGAAGUUCUCAGCUUCUCGAUAUGCUUUCAAAGGAAUACCAGAGUGCCUGCAGUUUAAGAUUGGCUCGGGCAGUGCUAAGUGGAGAGGAUGGUCCGAUCAGUUGACCAACCUCAGGAAUGCAUCCUCCAACAAGAAUCAAGACGAGAAGAAAGUGGAAGAAGAAGAAAUGGCUGUGAUGGAGAAGAAAAAGGACAGCCCACAAACUUCAAUUGAUAUGGGGUCUUCUGCUGGUGUUGAUGAUGAAUUGUCACUUUGGAGCUCCCUUGAUCUCCCACCCAUCUGCGUUGUUAAUUAA
Molecule: messenger RNA, 1170 nt
Organism: Cornus florida
Lineage: Eukaryota; Viridiplantae; Streptophyta; Magnoliopsida; Cornales; Cornaceae
Product: ethylene-responsive transcription factor ERN1-like
Exons: 1
Coding region: 1-1170 (389 amino acids)
Biological process (GO): regulation of DNA-templated transcription
Molecular function (GO): DNA-binding transcription factor activity; DNA binding
Source: RefSeq, a predicted model, not a curated record